GUGCGCGCCCGCCCUCGCCCCGCUCUGAGCCUCUGUGGUUUGGGUUGGGGCGCGGGGGACCCGCCGCAGGUCCUGGCUCUCUCCCCACCCCCCCACCGAGGAGGAACCCCGCGCCCCAGGUCUGCCGAUGGGGCGGGCCAGGCUGGGUCCCCGGCCCGAAGGAGCAGCGGGUCCGGGUCCCGCAGGCCCGCCUCCGCCUGCCGGCCCGGGGCCCCGCGGUGCGGACGGAGGCGGAGGCGGGGCUGGACUGGGAGGGCGGCGGGGAAGCGGGUCUGCGCUCUGAUGCCGCCCGGAGGGCUGUCCGGUCCCCAGCCCGGCCACGGCACCACGGCCGCCCGCACCCGCCGCCCCGCGCGGCCCCGCCGCCGGAUGUUGACGCCGUCGCCUAGCAACGGGCCACGGCGGAGCCUGGGAGCGGGGCGGCCGGCCCCACAGGGAAGGAGAGGCAGUGAUGGAGGAAGAGGAGGACGGGACCCCCGAGGGCGCCGGGCCACAGGCAGCCCCAGAGGAGUCCACCGGGGAGCAGACCAGACCGGGGGCCGCUGCGGAAGCUGCUGAGCCCGAGGCCCCUGCCCCGGGGGAAGGCCCGUCCGAUGAGGAAGGCCCGCCCGAUGCAGGAGAGGGGGACGGGGUCCCCGAGGGAGAAGAGGGGGACGGGGUCCCCGAAGAAGAGGGGGACACGGAGACGGGCGAGGAGCAGCAGGUGGCGGGGGGCCCGGGGUCUGACACGGAAGCCCUGUCCCUCGGGGGGAAAGCCAGCUCCAGGGAGAUCAUCGAUUCGGACGAGGCCCCGGACUCAGAGGCCGCCCAGCAGGCGGCAGGCUCCUCUGAGUGGCAGCCGAGUUCGGAUGUUUCCAGAUUUGGGCUUAGCCAUUCGACGGAGUCUGAGGAGGACCUGCAGCGGGUCCCACCGCGCCCCCUGCUGCCCGGCCUGGGCGGUCGCAUCCCGUCCUCCGAUGAGCUGUCCCUGACCUCGGAGUCCUCCUCUGGCCCGGAGCCAGGCCCCCUCGCCCCGGCCUCCGGGCCGCCCCCGGGGCCAGCAUUCUCACCCUCAUUCCUGGACCGGAUCCAGCACUUCAGCCUCUCCGAGGACAGGGGCACCGAGCCGCCCGAGUCCGAGGGGAGCGACGAGCCGGACGAAGACGUGACCCACCUGGUGGUCCUGGACCCCAACCACCCCCUGAUGCUCAGGUUCCAGGCCGCACUGAACAGCUACCUGAACCGGCAGGUGGAGAAGCUGCAGCUGGAGCUGUUGGAGCUGGGCGUGGCCUCCAGGCAGAGCCAGGCGCAGCGGCAGGAGCUGGGCGUGGAGCUGUACGGGCUGCAGCAGCACAUGGCGGCCCUGCAGGUGCAGCUGGAGAAGAGCCACGACCGCUACUCGCUGGCCACGUGCGCGCGGCAGCAGAUGGAGCAGGAGCUGCAGCGUGUGCGCCAGCUCUACACCAGCACCUACGCGGCCGCCAACCAGGAGCGCCGGCAGCUGGCGUCGCUGCAGAGCGAGAUGGAGCACCUGGCUCUGAACCUGUUCUACGUGCAGAACAUCGACCAGGACAUGCAGGACGACAUCCACGUGAUGAAGCAGGUGGUGAAGAAGUCGGAAGCGGAGUGGGCGCGGGCCGAGCGGGACAAGCAGCAGCAGGACCUGCACGUGGACCAGCUCACCAGCCGGGCCCACGAGCUGGAAGAACAGAUCGCCCUGUUCGAGGCUCAGGCGGGGGCCCAGGCGGAGGAGACCCGGAUGCUCAGGAAAGCCGUGAGCGAGGCCUGCGCGGAGAUCGACUCGGUCCGCGUGGAGAAGAAGGUGAUCCUGCAGCAGUGGACGGUCUGCCUGGUGGGCAUGAAGCGGCGCGACGAGGCGCACAGGACCAUCCGGGAGGUGCUCAGCGAGUGCCGGCACCAGCUGCAGGCGGCGGCCGGCGAGGCGGAGGCCUACCGGCGCUCCAUCGUGCAGGAGGAGGAGCGCAACGAGGCGCUGGCCCGCGUGCUGCGCCGCGCGGAGGCCGAGGCGCGGCUGCUGCAGAAGCUCACGGCGCAGAGCCUGGCGCGGCAGGAGGCGCUGCAGGCCCAGUUCGGCUCCUACCAGAUGGUGCUGCAGGACACGGAGGCCAAGCUGGCCGCGGCGCGCGAGGAGCACAAGGAGAUCCGGGCCGAGCUGCUGGGCGUGCACCAGGCCAUCCGGGAGGAGCGGCAGCUGCGGCGGGAGCUGGACACGGCCAUCGUGCGGAAGCUGCAGGAGCACAUCACCUCUAACAAGAUGACCAAGUACUUCCACCAGCUGCUGCUCAAGCUGCAGAAGGAGAUGACCAACCUGGUGACGCACCACUCCAAGAUCGACGGCGACAUCGCCCAGGCCACGCUGGACAUCACCCGCACCAACUGCCGGCUGGAGGGGCACCGGGAGGCGCUGGCCGAGCUGGACAAGGAGGUGCAGAAGGUCAACGAGCUCAUCAGCAACAGCGAGAGCGAGAUCGCGCGGCGCACCAUCCUCAUCGAGCGCAAGCAGGGCCUCAUCAACACCCUCAACAAGGAGCUGGAGCAGAUGGUCUCCGAGAUCGGGGGGGAAGAGAUGGGGCCUCUGGAGCUGGAGAUCAAGAGGCUGAGCAAGCUGCUGGACGAGGUGGGCACCAAGGUGACGCAGGCGCAGGUGGGCUGGCUGCGCCUCCAGCAGGACAUGGUGCGGGCGGCGCAGGAGCGCGAGGAGCAGCUGGCCGCCCUGAGCCUCUUCCGCAAGGAGGUGCGCAUCCUGGAGCAGAAGAAGCUGAGGACCGAGAAGAAGAUCGAGCAGGAGAAGCAGGAGCAGAAGGACAUCGAGCGGCACAUGAAGGACCUGGACAACGACCUGCGGAAGCUCAACGUGCUCCUGAGCCGCAACCGCAGCAGCUCCGAGGACCUGCAGCAGGCCAACCUGCUCACCGAGAGCCAGUUCCUGCAGGCGCUGAAGGCCGCAGAGAGGGAGACCAUCGAGAUGCAGGACAGGCUGGAGCAGCUGAACCAGGAGAAGGUGUCGCUCCUCAACCUGCUGGUGGAGGCCGAGCACCAGAUCCUGCUUUGGGAGAAGAAGAUCCAGCUGGCGAAGGAGAUGCGGGCCUCGGUGGACUCGGAGACAGGCCAGAAGGAGAUCCGGGCCAUGAAGGCGGAGAUCCACCGGAUGCAGGUCCGGCACAAGCAGCUGCUGAAGCAGCAGGAGCGGAUGAUCCGGGACAUGGAGCAUGCCGUCGCCCGCAGGGAGACCAUCUCCACCCAGGCCGAGGGCCAGAGCAAGAUGGACAGGAAGAUGCUCACCCGGUCGGACUUCCACCACAAGGAGCUGGAGCUGCGGCGGAAGAUCAGGGACCUCCACAAGGCCACCGAGGAGACGAGCAACAACAUCCUGCAGCUGGAAGAGAGCCAGAAGGGCACGAGGGACUCGCUGCACGAGAAGCAGGCGCAGCUGGCCGCCCUGCAGGCCCAGGCCGAGGAGCUGGAGGCCAACCUGCAGCAGCUCGUGGACCGCAAGCGCCAGAACCUGUCGGAGCUGGUGACCCUGCAGACGCGCCUCAGGCACCUGCAGGCGGCGAAGGACGGCAGGUACGUGUUCCUGUUCCGCACCAAGGCGGCGCAGCUGGAGGAGCGUCGGCGCCUGGACCACCGGCUGGCCACCAUCGGCGCCGUCCUGGACCACGUGCAGGAGGAGCACCCCCAGUUCCAGGAGGCGCUGCUCGCGCUCAGGCAGGCCGUGGCCAGCCAGCUGGACGCCCCCGCGCCCUUCUAGCUCGCGCCCGGCCGGCGCCCCCCAGGCCAGCCGGGAAGAGACCCACGGAAGCCACGCCCACCCUCAGGGAACGACCAGGCUGGCGCUGCGGACACCGAGUCACCUCCCGGCCUUCCCGCUGCCUUUAGGCAGGUCACCCCUUGGCCGGGGCCACGCCCGGGAAGGCGGAGCCUGUUCCCCGGAUGGACGGUGACGUGCUCCCUGAGCAAAACCUGGGCUCCUGGAGGCUCCUGUGUCUGCACCUGCACUCACACCACCUCCUCCUGGGCAGCUUCUCGCUCCCACCCCCCA
Molecule: messenger RNA, 4042 nt
Organism: Pipistrellus kuhlii (Kuhl's pipistrelle)
Lineage: Eukaryota; Metazoa; Chordata; Mammalia; Chiroptera; Vespertilionidae
Gene: CCDC40
Product: coiled-coil domain containing 40
Exons: 20
Coding region: 452-3751 (1099 amino acids)
Biological process (GO): axoneme assembly; heart looping; epithelial cilium movement involved in determination of left/right asymmetry
Cellular component (GO): cytoplasm; cilium
Source: RefSeq, a predicted model, not a curated record